Entrophospora sp. SA101 is the source of this 210-nucleotide messenger RNA. Lineage: Eukaryota; Fungi; Glomeromycota; Glomeromycetes; Entrophosporales; Entrophosporaceae. The record is from the annotation of a GenBank genome assembly.
AUGCAGACGAUAAUUGCAGAUAUAAUCACUCCAAAUCAUAUUUCUGCUAUUGGUGUACUAACUGACCUAAAAGACAAUUGGAACAUGUUUUGGCUUAAUGAGAAAGAAGUGAUUGGCACUAAGUUUACACAACGAAAAUCAGCAAUUAAAUUUAUUGAAUCAAUGAUUUUGGAAGAAGAGUGGGCUACAAAAAAAAAGGCGAAAUCUUAA